Pelmatolapia mariae (spotted tilapia) is the source of this 4360-nucleotide messenger RNA. RefSeq names its product nitric oxide synthase 1 (neuronal) adaptor protein a (gene nos1apa). The record is from RefSeq and is a predicted model, not a curated record. Gene Ontology annotation, molecular function: nitric-oxide synthase binding. Lineage: Eukaryota; Metazoa; Chordata; Actinopteri; Cichliformes; Cichlidae. The transcript has 10 exons. The coding region runs from base 285 to 2009 and encodes 574 amino acids.
AAGUCGGGAAAGCACAUCUGUCCCCGCAUGACGCUGUUUGUGUCGGCCUGCGUGUGUCGUUAAAGCCGUAGCGGUGACCGUUAGCGUGCCGGCAGUUUCCCGGAGCGCCGGUAAAGUUGUGGCCGCUGUUGACGGCGGUGUGGUAGCGUCGGGACGCUUUGCCGCUAUGGAGAACAUUCACUGAUCGGAUUUGGAAUUGUUUUUCUUGGAUUUAUCCCCGGUAAACCGAGCCGGUUUCUGUUCCCGCAUAUAUCCUAUUGGCACUGUGGAGUAGGAAUAUUUGGAUGAAAAAAAUGCCUGGGAGAACCAAGUACAACCUCGUAGAUGAUGGGCACGAUCUGAGGAUCCCAUUGCACAACGAGGAAGCAUUCCAGCAUGGGAUCAACUUCGAGGCAAAGUACAUUGGCAGUCUGGAUGUGGCGCGGCCGAGCAGCCGAGUGGAGAUAGUGGCGGCGAUGAGAAGAAUACGGUAUGAGUUCAAGGUGAAAAACAUCAAGAAGAAAAAAGUCCACAUCGUGGUGUCUGUAGAUGGCGUGAAAGUCACCUUGAGGAAAAAGAAGAAAAAGAAGGAGUGGACAUGGGACGAGAGCAAAAUGAUGGUGAUGCAGGAUCCCAUUUACAGGAUCUUCUACGUGUCUCAUGACUCCCAAGAUUUGAAGAUCUUCAGCUACAUUGCCAGAGAUGGACAGAGCAAUGUGUUCCGCUGUAAUGUGUUCAAGUCCAAGAAGAAGAGCCAGGCCAUGCGUAUCGUUCGGACAGUCGGGCAGGCGUUUGAAGUUUGUCACAAACUGAGUCUGCAGCACACGCAGCAGAACACAGAUGGACAGGACGACCACCACAGCGACAAGAACAGCAAUGACUCCUCCGUCACAGGUGUGCGUGCUUAUCCACCUGUGUGUGUAUGUACUUUCCUGGGCUCAGUUCGGGAGCUAACAGGUGCAGAGAAGACGGCGAUCGUCACUGAAGAGACCGACAUUGAUGCCGAGGAGGUGAACCAGGCGCUAGCAGCAGAGGAUCUGAACCUCAACAGAGGAGUGACUGACCUGGACGCCACAGCCAAGACAACAGAUGUGAACCUCUCAGAAAACAAGCAGCCUUCAGAGGAGGCUUCCCUGCUGGUGUCCAGCCCCAAGAUGCUGCUCCCAGCAUCAGGCAUACUGCCACCCAGCACCCCGUUGUCUGUGCACCACCAGAUCCAACUGCUCCAGCAACAGCUCCAGCAGCAACAGCAGCAGACACAAGUGGCUGUGGCACAGGUCCAUCUCUUGAAGGACCAGCUGAGUGCGGAGGCCACGGCUCGGCUGGAGGCCCAGGCUCGCGUCCACCAGCUGCUCCUCCAGAACAAAGAUCUGCUGCAGCACAUCUCUCUGCUGGUUAAACAGAUCCAGGAACUGGAGACCAAAAUGUCUGGACCAAAUUCCAUGGGUUCCCAGGACAGUUUGUUGGAGAUCACCUUCCGGUCUACAGUACCUCCGGUGAUAUGUGACCCCACGACACCUAAGCCUGAGGUGUCAGCCCUCAACCUGCACACAUUUGGCAACGGCGACGGGACCAGCAAUGCCUUCUCAUCAUCCAACGGGACUCUGGGAAGCCCACUAGGUAGGGACCAAUGUCUACUCAAACUGGAGUGUUUCCGUUUCCUCCCAGGACCCCCGGGGCCUCCACCUCCUCGACUCCCCUCGCCUCCUCAUCCGCUCAAGAUUAACAGGCCAGAGAUCAAAAGUCCAGAAGCGUCAGAGGGUCCAGUAAAGUCUUUGUCCUGCGACGUCAAAUCUCUGGGCUGCCUGGAAUUCGCAAGGUUUCGCGAGUCGGGUAUUGCCUCGGAGUACGAGUCAAACACGGACGACAGUGAUGACAGGGAGGAUGAGGAUGAGGAUGAGGGGGAGGACGAGGAAGAGGAAGACAUGGAGAUUUUUGGAUGGGGAACAGAUCAGGAGACAGUGAGGCUACUUAAUGUUCUCAACAGACAGGGAACUCCUGACUGCCUGGGAGAUGAAAUAGCGGUGUAACACUUUAACCUGCCCCCCCACCCCCAUCCUAUGGUGGCUUGUUUUGUUCACUUACUUAAAACCGCUGUGUGAGAAAGACAUAUAUUGGAUGUACACAACUACAUAAUCAAGGCUAACAUGAAUUUACCAGUCGCAUUUUUUUUUCCUGAUGUUGUUGGCAGAUUAAAGCUAUAAGCUGUCCUCUAAGGUACAUUCAGCUUGAACUUGAAGUGAAUUUAAGAUAACUAUGGUGUCAGCUGUUUUCAGACGGACAUAAGGCUUCUAUGGGAAAACAUAACCUUGUCCUGCAUUCGAAGUCAGUACAUUAAGUCACACUGGGGAAAACACUGCUGCCACGGUCCUUGCGACUCUUUUGCCUCUGAAAUGGUUGGCUUUAAGAUGAGAGUAGGACCUGCGAUCACUCGUAGCGACUUGCCAUUCUCAAAGCAACUUUUGGGUAUCAAAACUGCAGUCUGCUUUCAGUCUGAGAGAUCAGAAUGAGGUUAAUUUGACCAUUAUGUGCAGUUUGGUGAUAAUGAUGCUGCAGCAGUGUGAAAAGUUGCAAAUCACGAGUUUGAGUCCGACCCGCUGCACUUUGCCGCACAUCUUCCUCUUCCUCCCUCCGCUUUCCUGUCACUCUUCACUGCUCUGUCCAAUAAAGCAGAAAAAAGCCCAAAAAUACAAUAUUAUUGAAAUUCACACUAACUACUUGAAUUCAGAAUUCAGCUCAUAAAUUUGAAACACAAACUCAGAAAUAUGUCUGUGCAGUCAGAGUUGAACUGAUGGGAGGACAGGCUGUCUUCCUUUCUGAGUAAAAACUGGACAACUCACAAGAAAACAGUCUAAAUCAAUUAAUAAGGCCAGAGCAUCAAAUGUAAAAAGAAACCAAAUUAAAAUAGUGUCCCUUUAAAAAAAGGACGCAUGUGAGCACAAACAAAUUAAUAGCAGAAUGAUAAAUCAAAAAUCAUCGACAGCAUGACAUCAGAGAGGAGACCAAACAAGAACAUGCCAAACAUUAUAAAUUUUAGGUUUGUCAAACUUAUCAUCCUCAUACAGGAGGCAAAAAAAAGGUUCACACAGGGUAACAGGACAUUUUGUUAGCGAGAGGUUGUCACAAAUCAGCUGUAAGCAAAUAAAGUUUAAUUAUAGAUAAUUUGCUUCUAGUUCAGGCUGAAUUCGCCUUAAGAAUAAUAAUCUGAGUUGGUCACGUACCCUUGGAAAACAAGAGUUUGAGCCUAAUCUGUAUGCACACUCAUGCAUAUACUCUUAUUUCUCUGAAUCUGUUGCUCCUGUUUGCUUCCUUUUGUUUCCUGUUUUUUCAUGACACACAGGCGUCCAUCUAUCAGACACACUCAUCAGAUUCAGACUCUUAAGUUUUCCCCUUUGGGUAAAUUGAAGUUGUGAUUCUGCGUGUGCGCUGAUGGUGUCAUGGGGCUGUCAGGGUGUAACAGGAAAUCAAUCACUUAGCAAAUGGAAGUUGUUUGAAAAUGUACAUAUACAAUAUUUCCUUUAGGUUAGUUCAGGGGCAAGUGCUCACUCUGUCAACACGGACGGAGUAGCGAUCAUUCACGCUGACAGGAACAAGACAGAAGUGUUCGGGACUAAAGAGACCUGAGACUGACACGCUCUUGUCACAGCUGGAGUGAAAAGCGACUCUUCCUGCGAUGAAGCACGAACAGUUGGGUCUAACUUUUGGAGGGACUUUGUUACUUUGGAAAGGGAAAGCCCUUUCUUCCUCUGUUCAUAAUUAAUCAAAGACUAUUUUUAGACAGAAAUCUCUAUCUACCUGUACAAACUUUGUUUUCUACACAGAAACUGUUGGAACUGCUCCAUCCUUGACCCUCUUUUUUUGUCUCUCACUGUUUGUCAACUUGGUAGUCAGAGCAUGUUUGCACUCUUUUCAGUUGUCCACGCACAUAUCUCCCCACUUUUUAAUUUAUGUAAAGCUGGGAUUAGUUGGACCUCGAGGAACGCUGUUUGUUUCUUUUAUUCAUCCGGUAAACAAAAACUCUUCCCGCGUGCCAGAACAGCGGCUCGCAGAUGACAGCCAAGAGCGGUCCCGUUUGUUUUAACCCAGCUCUGUGUACCGGCCUCCAGGCACGAGUCAAUAUUAAAGCAUUCGUUUUGUUUCAUGGGGAAAGCUACAGAGUUUUCAUUUUUGUGUACUGUAGCCAUAGUUUAACAGGACAGCCCUUCGCUCAGAUCAGCGCAGACAGUCGUACUUGGCAAAGGUAGACGCUGCAGAGAUUUGAAGAGGAAGUGAGCCAAAUCUCUAAGUGCUCAAUAUCUUUUUGCAAAGAGCUUUAGUCAGAUUGGAUUAAACCAGUAAACUGCCAGCCACUUGCCAUCUGAUUGUGUUUGUAUUAAAAGAU